GCCAAAAGGCAUAUUUAAAUAUUUCCUCACCUUUUGAUACCAGCUUUAUUGCUGAAUUAGAAUAGUCAAGAGUUUUGAGGCAACAGCUAACAGAGUCAGCUUUAACAUUUUCCUUUUUUCAUACAACAUCACUACUGAUGUUUCAGGCCUGGUAUCUACAGCAAACCUUAACCACAUCUCCUUAAGAGCCAGGGUGCAGUAUUCAAAAUUCAGUCACUUAAUUCCUAUUCAGUACCUAGAAGAAACAGUAGAUUUUCGCCUGAUGAAUUUUUAUCAGAAGAGAGCUUUCUCUUACGCAAAUUCCUCUGUAAGAGUUACUGGUUUUGUAGUACAAAAAGAAACACAGACUGAAGACAUAUACUAUCUUUAGGGAAAUGCAAUGGGAUUAAUUCGCUUAUUGAACAAAGUUAUGGUGGGUUUUCUUGAUUUCCCCAGUCUUUUUCGUUAAUGUGCAGUCUAAUGCACAGACAAUGGGAUGACAAAGUUUUUUUCACAUUGGUAUAGUCUGUCCUCCACAUGGUUGCAUGAGAAUUUUGUGCUUUUGAGUGUUGCAGUCUUUCUGGCCGGCUCAUUCUCCUUCUUGGCACACUGGAAGCAAAGUGGGAGGCAAUUUGCUACCUAAUACGUACCUUCAAAAGCCUAAAGCACUCAACUGAUACAUCUCCUCCUCCCCAUAAUCUGCUUUAUCUCAGUCCGUAGGGCUAACAGCUUUGCUUAAUAAAAAAGCUGUGCCCUGAAAAAAAAUAAGCCUUUUGUUUUGAAUAACAAAUUGUGUUUUGUUAGAAGAUAUGAAUGGUCCAGAGUGAACAGUCUACAAUUCAUCAUGUACUGAACCAUUUCAGUAGGAACACACUAAUCCCAAUCAUUACAGAGCUAAUGAUGCAUUUUGGAGCAACUAAGUGGAGGAGGAGAGGUGGUUGUGGAAUGUUAAACCAAGAGGUGGGGGAGUAUAAUGUACUUACAGAUUUCUCAGGAAGCAGAGCCUACAGCUACGUUUUGAUUGUUCUUUUGAAUUUAGUAUUUUGUGCCUUAGCGAGUUCUGAAUGCAUGUUAUUUACAACUAACUAAAUACUCACAUUGUUUAUGGAAAAUGUUUUGGUUGUUCCCAGUCCGUUUUCAAAAUUAUCUGCUUGAAAUGCAAACUAUUUUCAUCAAGCAGCAGAACGGUUUGUCCCAAACAGACUCAAUUCCUAUAGAAUGGAGCAGCCCAAGGAUAACUGGCAGCAGUGCCUUCAUUGUUAGUUACUAUGGAGACAGCUCAGCCCAUGCAGACUAGCUGCUGGAGCAUACAGAAGGAUGCACAGCUCUCCUCAACUUCAGCACUGAGCAACUUGGAUUUCUGAUCAGUGCAUCCUCGGCACCCUUCCUAGACAGUAUCUGGGGCUGGUCAGUCAUGCAGGGUUCACCCCGAAGGCGUUCAGCAGUGAGUAUUUUUAGCAACUUUUUCCAGGGUCGGAGGCAUUCUUCCUCCGAUCCCCUUCUUCGCAUAAUCCAGAGGCGCCGGAGCUCAGUUGUAGAGGUGCUCUCAUCAUCGACUCACCGGGUUAUGGUGGCAGUGUCGUCUCUGAGCCCUGAGGAGCUGGAUGCAACUUUUCCUGAAAAAAAAAGAAGUUCAAGGCGUCCGACAGCAAAAUACACUAAAGUAGGGGAGCGCCUUCGCCAUGUCAUUCCUGGUCACAUGCAGUGCUCAAUGGCAUGUGGUGGACGUGCUUGCAAGUAUGAAAACCCGGCUCGAUGGAGUGAGCAGGAGCAAGCCAUUAAAGGGCUCUACUCUUCUUGGAUAACAGAUAACAUACUGGCUAUGGCUCGACCCUCAACAGAAUUAAUUGAAAAGUACAACAUUAUUGAACAGUUUGAAAGAUGUGGCAUAAAAACCAUAAUUAACCUUCAGCGUCCUGGGGAGCAUGCAAGCUGUGGAAAUCCACUGGAACAAGAAAGCGGCUUCACCUACCUUCCUGAAGCUUUUAUGGAGGCUGGAAUUUAUUUUUAUAAUUUUGGAUGGAAGGAUUAUGGAGUGGCAUCUCUCACUACUAUACUUGAUAUGGUAAAAGUCAUGGCUUUCGCCUUGCAGGAAGGGAGGGUAGCUGUUCACUGUCACGCAGGACUUGGUCGGACAGGUGUACUAAUAGCUUGCUACUUAGUUUUUGCAACAAGAAUGAGUGCUGAUCAAGCAAUUCUUUUUGUCAGAGCAAAAAGGCCUAAUUCUAUUCAGACUAGAGGGCAGUUGUUAUGCAUCAGAGAAUUCACUCAGUUUUUGGUUCCUCUGAGAAAUGUAUUUGCAUGCUGUGAGCCCAAGGCACACACAGUGACACUGUCCCAGUACCUGACCCGUCAGAGACAUCUGCUCCAUGGUUAUGAGAGUAGGCAUCUCAAACAUGUGCCAAAACUUAUUCAUCUAGUUUGUAAAUUGUUGCUAGACUUGGCUGAAAACAGACAAGUGAUAGAGGCAGAAUUGUUAGAUAUACCAGAUCUCUCAGCUGAAAUUGAAAAGACUGUGUCUCAGUUGGUGUCCACACAGCUAGAUAGAGAACUCGCAAGGCAGGACAGUGAUACGUCAGACUCCUCCCACACCCAGUCGUCCACUUUCGAGACCCAGGAUUCUCUUUUCUCCCUGGGACAUGAAUGUGAUCCUCUUUGGAAAAGAAGGAAUGUGGAAUGCCUUCAGCCUCUUACUCAUCUGAAAAGGCGUCUAAGCUAUAGUGAGUCAGAUUUAAGGAGAACUGAGUUUCUUUUAGACCAAGGAGAAACUGCAUGGACAGUACCUGCUCAGAUAUUACUGUGCAACAAACUUAAGCAGAACAGUGGUGAGGAGUGUUCUGCCACAGGUGAACAAAAGCCACAGUUGGAUUUAAACAAAGAAGCAUUAGUGCGUAAUACAUGCAUGUUCUGGAGUCAAGGUAAAUUUAAUUUGGAUGGACAAAAAGGUGGAUCCUCACUUUAUCACAGAAGGACCUCUACCAAAGAAGUACAACGCAGCAGAACCUUUUCUUCAGGUCUAGCAUCUAUCCAUAAUACCAGGGAACCUGGAACACCAAGGCAUAAUUUUACCAAUGAGAUUGGUCAUAGGAAGGACCACAAGACUAAUAUGUAUAGCAGAAGAGUCUAUGUCUCUGAGGACUCUGAUUCUUCUUCUUCUUCUAAAGUGAACUUUUCCAUUGGAUAUGAAAGCCAAGGUAGCAAAGAUGCGUCAGAGACAAUUCCACACAUUGUUCUGCAGUCAGAAUUAAGUUUGGAAGCCCGAAGAGUUUUGGCAGCAAAAGCACUUGCAGAUAUAAAUGAAUUUUUGGGAGAGGAUGAAGUGAAGCAGAAGGUAGAAAUGUGGCAGAAAGAACUGAAUUCUCGAGAUGGAGCUUGGGAUAAAAUCUGUACCGAGAGAGAUCCUUUUAUCCUCUGUAGCUUGAUGUGGUCCUGGAUAGAGCAGCUGAAAGAACCUAUUGUAUCCAAAGGUGAUAUUGACAUGCUGGCAAAAAAUUGCACAGAAUCACAGGAUGCACUUUACUUACUGAGAAAGGAACAGUGUCAGACUAUCCUUUGUAUUUUACACUGCGUGGUGAACUUGCAAAUGCUACCAGCUGAUGUGGAGGAGGCCUUACUUGCUCGUGCUAUUAAAGCUUUCACUAAGACUAGCUUCGAUUCUGAAAAUGGACCAUAUGUUUACAAUACCUUGAAAAAAGUAUUUAAACAAACACUGGAAGAAAAAAGAAAAAAUCUUAAGGAAGGAACAGAGAAUCCCUCUUGAUUUCUGCACAGCUAUGCUGAAGAAUUAGAUGGGCCUACCAAAUUAUUUUGCAUUUUCCAGCUACUGUAUUUUGUGCUAUCUGGCAUGAUUUACCUAAUUUUAGGUAAUAGUAGUUAUUAACAAAGCAUUUUAUUUUUUAGAGGGCGUUUUAGUGACAAUUGUUCUACCUACACAGUUCUAAAGAACAGCUCCUGUGUGACCGUACUGUAGCAUUUGGUUUCAGGUACUAUGCUUUUAUAUUGUGAACUGUUCUCUUGUUUUCAAAUGUAUUUGUUGAUUUAGAAACCUCUGUCAUUGGCAAGCAACAUUAUUUUCAAGUUACACAAUUGCCAUUAAGUUCAGUGCCAUGGUACACAAAGGUUUAAUGGAUUGAGUUAAUAUUUAUGUAUUACGUAUGUUUACAUUAAUGUUAUUUGAUUUUACUUUGCAGAAAAUAAAUAUUGACUGAACUUA
Aquila chrysaetos chrysaetos is the source of this 4192-nucleotide messenger RNA. RefSeq names its product protein tyrosine phosphatase domain containing 1 (gene PTPDC1). The record is from RefSeq and is a predicted model, not a curated record. Gene Ontology annotation, biological process: protein dephosphorylation; cilium assembly. The coding region runs from base 1394 to 3739 and encodes 781 amino acids. Gene Ontology annotation, molecular function: protein tyrosine/serine/threonine phosphatase activity. NCBI's taxonomy places the organism in Eukaryota, Metazoa, Chordata, Aves, Accipitriformes, Accipitridae. The transcript is spliced from 9 exons.